Molecule: messenger RNA, 609 nt
Organism: Meloidogyne enterolobii
Lineage: Eukaryota; Metazoa; Nematoda; Chromadorea; Rhabditida; Meloidogynidae
Source: the annotation of a GenBank genome assembly
AUGUUUUCUCAUACAUUGCUGAGCAAUCAUUUCCAAAUAUUUUCAUUAUUACGCAGUUCUUUUAAAAAUAUAAAUUUUAAUCAAAUUUCUUGUGCUAGCACAAAUACUGAAAAAAUGGCGACCAACACAAUUUAUAAUUUUGUGGCUAAAGAUAUUGACGAAAAAGAUGUUAAAAUGGGAGAUGUUUACAAGGGACGAGUUGUCUUAAUUGUUAAUGUGGCUUCCGAAUGUGGAUUUACCAAGACCAAUUAUCCACAGAUGAAGGUUCUGCUUGAAAAGUAUAAGGAUAAGGGACUUUCUAUUGCUUGUUUUCCAUGCAAUCAGUUUAAUAGCCAAGAGCCGGGAACUAAUCAAGAAAUAAAGAAAUUUAUUAAUGAGAAGUUCAAUUUCUUUCCUGAUUUGUAUGCAAAGAUUGAUGUGAAUGGGAAAAAUGCUCAUCCACUUUGGGAGUUUUUGAAGCAUGAGCAGCAUGGUACUCUGAUUGACGCAAUUAAGUGGAAUUUCACUAAAUUUUUGGUAAACAAGCAAGGAAUUCCAGUUAGUCGACAUGCACCGACUGAUGAACCGGAAAAGUUGGAGCCGGAGAUUAAGAAACUUUUGGAAGAAUAA